This is a messenger RNA of Coffea eugenioides, 627 nucleotides long. RefSeq names its product 3-isopropylmalate dehydratase small subunit 3-like. The record is from RefSeq and is a predicted model, not a curated record. Lineage: Eukaryota; Viridiplantae; Streptophyta; Magnoliopsida; Gentianales; Rubiaceae. The coding region runs from base 1 to 627 and encodes 208 amino acids. The transcript has a single exon.
AUGGUGGCUUCAGCUUCAAUCAUCCCAUCAAACCCAACCGCCACCGCCAAAUUUCCCACCACCUCAACCGCUGCCACCACCUCUCUCUCCCCACCCUCCUCCCUCAAAUUCGCCUCAAUUUCGCCAAACUAUCCCUCCACUAAACCCCUCAUUUCCCAUUCUGCUCUUCCCCAUUUCCAACACAAGCCCCUUUCCGCCAUCACUCCCCCCAACGCCUCCACCACUCCUCCUCCCACCGUCACCGCUUCCAUUUUUCAUGGCAUCUGCUACGUUGUCGGCGACAACAUAGACACUGACCAAAUCAUUGCCGCCAAGUAUCUUACCCUGGUCCUCUCCAACCCGGAAGAAUACAAAAAGCUCAAGUCCUAUGCUCUAACCGGACUUCCCUCUUCCUACCAGGCCCGUUUUGUUGAACCGGAUCAAUUCAAAUCGAAUUACUCCAUCGUCAUCGGUGGUGACAAUUUCGGAUGUGGGUCGUCUCGUAAGCACGCCCCGGUGGCGCUAGGCGCGGCAGGAGUGGCAGCGGUGGUGGCGGAAUCUUAUGCGAGGAUUUUCUUCAAGAAUUCUGUGGCGACUGGAGAAAUUUUUUUGUUUUCAUUUUGGGUUUUGGGUGGGUAUUUCUCAUAG